Messenger RNA from Glossina fuscipes, 2726 nucleotides. RefSeq lists its product as uncharacterized. The transcript has 4 exons. The record is from RefSeq and is a predicted model, not a curated record. Bases 567 to 2726 code for a protein of 719 amino acids. Lineage: Eukaryota; Metazoa; Arthropoda; Insecta; Diptera; Glossinidae.
UGUGAAUACCAAAUGAGGAAAAAAGAAAACAAAAAAAAUAAAUAAAAAAAGCAGAAAACAGAAGAAUCUUAAACACAUCGAUAUGUAAAGCUGCAGGAGACCGAUAUAUUUUACCCAGCCCAGCAUGUGAUUAUGUUUUUUUCUAAAGUGAUAUUAACAUAUCGUGUUAUUUAAAACAUUUAUUGCGGAAUGUUAUACUAAACAGCAGCUAUAGGCUUAAGUAUCAAGUGCAUUAAAAAAACUGAUAUUAUCGCUGUUGCUGCUACGGAUCUAUAACAAUAAUGUGAAAAUUCUUAUAAAGAAGAGAUUUUUCCUUAAAAAAAAAGUUGAAAAAGAAAUAUUUACUCAAUCUAUGGUUGAAUAAGAAAUUAAGAGAAUGAAGCGCAUCUGUCUAAUGGCACUUCGAUUAACGUAUAUGUGUUAAUUUAAAUAAAACUUUUGUAUUUAAAAAAGUAACAUUUAAAAUCCAUCAAUUUUUACAUUACAUCCAUCUAUCCUGCAUAAGAAAAAUAUUUAUUUCAUCGACGGCUGCUUAAUACUAAUAAAUCAUAAGUAAUAAAACUACAAUGGAUUCGGAUCUCGUUUCGCAAACAACCAAAGAUGAUGAAAUCACGCAGUUUAUAUGUGAUAUACGCGACUAUCUGAGAGCUUCUUUGGAACCUUCAGAAUAUGAAAAUACUUCAACUAUAUUUUAUGUAACGACAGCCGAAGUAACCGAACAGCUGCUAAAUCGUUGCAAUUCGCUGUUGCAGCGUCUAAACGAUAGCAAUAAUGCGAAGAAAAUUGAACAAGCAAAGCCAUUAAAGAACGGUUCUGUGAUGACUAAUGAUGUGGAAAAUUAUCAUCAGAAUCAGGCAAAAGUUAAUAAUAAUUCUUUACACUACAAUAAUCAUAUAAAUGUAAGAAACAACAACACGUCAUCCGUUACAUCGAACACAUCAAAUCAGAGUGGCUUAGCAAUUCCUGAAACGACGGUGGAUGAUGUUUUGUAUUUAAAUAUGUCGCCUGUGAAUAACCAACGGAGCAGAUCAUCUCCGAGAGAAUUUAAGAUUUUAGAAUCCACAGAUUCCACAGAGAGUAUUAAAUCUUUUCGGGAUUCUUCGGCAUCUUCGAAAGGAAAUAAAAGUUUCUUAUAUCAUCAUAAUCAUAUAAAUUCGAGCAUCAGGGCGAAUGAUUUUGUAGAAGAAAAUUUAGAAAAUGCUUUAGAUGAUUUCGACAAUGAUGAUGAUCCACAAAUUUACGAUAUAUGUCAGGUAACCACCCAGGGUUCCGACGGCGAAGAAGAUUACGUUCUUGAAGAAACUCAUAAGGCCAUUCCGAAUAUCGAUUCCGAUUUUCCAUUGGCCGGCAUAGAUUGCCCAUACGUUGAUCUACCCGCCGGUCAUUUAGCUAUUCAGACGUCCGCAAAUAAAUAUGGCCAAUUGCAACGUAUAGAGAAACGUAUAUUUUUCGAUCAAAGUAAGAAAUAUUAUUGCGGAAUUUUAAAUGAUUGGUUUUUGUGCUAUGCCGAAGGACCCACCACUGUUAAGCCUACGAUAACUUUGCACUUGAAAAUGCCGGGUAUCGAGAUUGAACAUUUUGGCGAAGGCAAACGGAGAGAUGUCUGUUUUCAGAUUUCCACAUCCGAUCCUAAUAAACGUUUCGUAUUUCAAGCCGCCAAUGAAGUGGACGCCAAAGAAUGGAUCCAUGCUAUAGAAGCCGCUAUACGUAAUGAUACGAAUGGUGAUAGCAACGGCAGCAAUCAUAAAAUCAAUGCACGUAAAUCGUGCACAGCGCCAACCACAAAAAGAAUCACCUUUUUAAGCAGUUUUCAUAAACUGACGAACGAGAAUAAACGGUUCAGUACGUUAUUUAAUACGAUAAACGAUUGCAUUUAUGAAGAGCCUUCACCGCUCUAUCAGGUAAACGAGCCGUCAGAAUUGUUAAUAGAUAAAGAUGACGAAAACUCGGACUCUCCACCCGUAUUGCCGUUAAAGCAAACCAGUCCCGCUGCUUUAGCUCAGAAAUUUGACUAUGAUAUUCCUACGCGCCCCGCACAACCGCUUAAAUCUGGUGGUGGAAAAUCACCAGAAAUUGUUUUAUUAACCACAAGUCCGGAUACGAAGGCAAGUAGUGGAAACACUUCACCGGAACGUAAAGAACGUAAAGCUGUUGGUGUUGAUAGCGAAGACGGAUCAGAUUUUCAGACCAAAGUAAGAGAGUUGCAUAGUAAGCUUUCUAGUCAGCUAGCAGCAGGACCAAAUUUAAAAAAAAUCAAUAAGAAAUCGUAUACAGCAGCCAAUCAAAAUGAUUCGAAUUCCCUGAUUAUCAACUCUUUGCCCUCCACCCCCAAAAAUUGGUUAUUUAGUCGCCUGAGUAAAACCACAUCGUCUACACGAAGCUUUUCUUCUUCUUCUUCCUCCUCAUCGGCAGCCUUAAUUUCUCCUACUAAAUGUAAAAGUGAGAAGCAAAAUUUGCUCAACUUUGCAGACUCUUGUGAAAGUGGCGUGGGUGGCGGUUUCGACAGUAUUGACUCGCAUUUGAGCAGUAAUCCGAAUUCACCCAUUUUAAAAACCAACUCUCCAUUGCUAAAUAGUGGCAAAAGUAAAGUAAAUAUGAUUAUUAAUAAAUUAGAAGCUACUGGCCACCAAUUGCCAUUCGGUGUGGAUGUAGCGGUAGCAUCGUUUAGUUCCUUUUGUGAAAAUGACUGCAAUAAUUAUGAAACCAUUGUGACCAACACCUAUUAG